This is a messenger RNA of Hydra vulgaris (swiftwater hydra), 1821 nucleotides long. RefSeq names its product F-box/LRR-repeat protein 5. Gene Ontology annotation, biological process: SCF-dependent proteasomal ubiquitin-dependent protein catabolic process. Gene Ontology annotation, cellular component: SCF ubiquitin ligase complex. The record is from RefSeq and is a predicted model, not a curated record. Gene Ontology annotation, molecular function: protein binding. Lineage: Eukaryota; Metazoa; Cnidaria; Hydrozoa; Anthoathecata; Hydridae.
AUUAAUACGGAACAGAACGGCUUCCGCGCAACAACAAUUUUUUUUUACAAAAUAAAAACAAAUCAAGAGAAUGGCGACUGAAAGUACAUAUCGCUGCAUUGAGGAAUUGGAUGUCUUCACUGUCCCCCAUUGCAGGAUGAAACAUUUGCUAAAAAGGCUAGUAGGAAAGAUUGAGUUGACAGAUUUUUCCAGCAGCGAAGCAUUUUCCGAUAUGUUAACUGAACUAUAUGAGGCAUUUACAGAGUUAAAACAGCAUGAAGAAAUUGAGAACAAGUACAUUAUGCAUAUUUUGAAAAGAAAACUUGAAGGAGAAGCUUUAAAAAAGCUUCUCAUUCAUUUACAUGCUCAUAGCCACAUUGCUGAUAUUUUGAAUCAAAUAAAUAAGACAAACAAAAAAUUACGAAGUGGAAGAUAUAUGGAUAUGCAACAAAAAGGUACUAAGUUGAAUGCUAAGCUGCAUUCUUUCUACAAUGACUAUGUUCCACAUAUGAUUGAAGAAGAGCAGGUGUUGCAACCAAUGUUACUGAAGUAUGUUUCCCCAGGGGAGUUAAAAAAUAUAAAAAAUGUUGUUCUUCAGUUGCAUAAAAGUCAAAAACUUGAGGAGAAAAUUCUUGAUUUAGAAAUUGAAAAAGAAGAUUCUAAAGUUUUUGAUCUGCCAAUCGAACUUUUAAUUAAAGUGUUUUCGUAUCUUGGUCCCAAAGAUUUAUGCCACUGCUCACAGGUAGCUAAAUUAUGGAAAUCUGUUGCAGUGGAUGGUAGAUUAUGGGAAGUCCUUCACCCUAUUCGAUGGGCUAAAGGUGAUUGGAGGUUUAGCUCAGUAUCAAGUUCAGAUGAAAACAACUGUGAUUGCAGUCCUAACUAUAAAUUGCAAACAUUUAAUGAAUAUGAAUCAUUCAAAUAUUCAAAUGAUUAUGAAUCUUACAGUGUUGAAAAUGAUGAUGAAAAUGAUGAACAAUUUAAAAAAGAAGUGAAAAUAUUAAAUGGCAUAUCUUGUUAUUUACUUCCUCAUGUUGGAAGUUCUGUGAAAUGUUUAGUAUUGGAAUGCAGCAAAGCUAUUACAAAUGGAUUGCUGUUCCGAAUUUUAACACAGUGUAAAAAUCUUCAAUAUUUUGAUGUUUCACAAACCAUUAUAUCUGACUUAGGUCUAAUGGGGUUGUUUAAAUCAGGCUGUCAGGAACUACGACAUUUUGAUGUAUCUGGGUGUAAAAAUAUUACAGACAAAACUUUAGUGAAGUUAUCAGCUUCUAUUGGCAAAACUAAAAGAUGUUGUGGAUCUUUGUGUCAAGAAAAAGUCGUCCCAGUCGAAUGUUUUAAUACUAGACUUUCUCCUAAAAAAAAUCAAUCAAGGCAAUUGCAAACUUUAAGAUUAUCUGGCUGUUAUAAAAUUACUGAUGUUGGGCUCAGAGCUCUUGCAAAGUAUGGUGGUCUGCCUACCUUACGCCAUUUAGAUUUAUCAGGUUGCAUAAAUUUGACUACGGAAGGCAUUACCUUACUUGUUCAAACUUGUUUAGAACUUGAAGAGUUUUUUUAUUGUGAUAAUUUGUCUGAUGUUGAUUGCCAAAUUCAAUCCCAAGGUUGUCAAAAUAAUGGUUGCGCCAAUAGAGUCUGCUGUCGAACAAUAUCUGCUCGAUCUUCAUUUGAUUUCUUAGGUUAAGUUAUUUUGAUCUAUCGUAUAGUUUUUGCUAUAUUUUUCCUUGUAAUCAAUUAUCUUUAUAAUCAUCACCGUGUACAAAUAUUAAAAUACCAUUUAUAGACAAAAAUUAAAUGUUUGCGUGUAUUUAAAGUUAGUCGGUAAACCCACAAAAAAAAUUUGUUUUUUAA